CCCUAAGUUACACCCCCUGUAUGUUGGCGUCGAUUCCUGGUUCCACCCUUUGCUGUUUGUGGUGUUAGUCCAAAUAAUUGUACGUUGACGGAUUUUUUUUAGAUUUUUGAUAUGGCAAAUCCUUCACGUACAAAUUGUUUAGUAUCAAAAGUGGGUAGUUGUUCCGAUCAGGAUUCCGGGUUAAAGCAUAUAGCGUCUAUAAAAUAUCAUAAAAACAAGAAAUAUUACCAGAUAAUGUUAUUUUAUAUUAGUUCCGUACACAAAAAAAUAAAUAUCCAACUUAUAAUUAUGAGUUUGACGGCUUUUUUUCAUUUCAUUCUGUCAAAACAUAACGAUAUAUACAUGAAGGGCACCUGCAAGGCUUUAGGGCACAGUUUUAAAUCGCUCGGAACAUUUCGGCCAUGGCCGAGUUGUUACGAUUGUAUAACGAGGUCUAUCUCGAAGCUUUGUCGGAGGAGGCCGAGCUAUUACGAUUGUAUCGAGUUGUUCCCCUUCGCAUAAUUGUUGUCUGUGUCAAUCAGCUUUCGUUUUAUUGGAAAGGUAAACAACUUGUUUUAAUGCACUAAAUGCUUGUUUUGUGCAAAAUAACAUUUCACUUACAUGGUAAAAUAUGAAUAUAACUCUUUAUGAUCAAUUUCAACCAUAAAAUACUUCACUUAAAACAAUUUCAAUAUUUUUAAAACACCCCCGUUUUUUGCACAUUCCCGUUUAGACGUUAGGGAUUGGAAGAAUCCCGUAUAACACGUCUAUUAUUUUAGACUAUUUGUGGUGUAUGCUUCACUUAUCGACGAUACUAUAGAAGCAACUAGUUUCAAAUAAUUGAUACAAAUUUGACGCCAGUAUAAAGCCAUUUAUAAAAUGUGGAAAAUUGCCCGAAUAUAGAAUAAAUGUAUAUGUCAUUAUUGAUGAAAAUGGAGUCUUCAGCAAAUUGGUGAUGUAUGAAAAAUGACUUUAAACUGGUGUUUCUGAAUCCGAGGCCACUAAUUAAACCAUGAUAUGGUGGACUAUUUUUCAUGUCGCGAGGCCACGAACAUUCUAAAAUUACGUGAUUUUUUAAACAUCUUUCUAUUAAACCACAGCGUAUAAUGUUUGUUUAUAUAAUAUAUUUGGUUCCAAGUCAUUAAUAAGGUAUUGCUAAAAAAAUGUGUUCCAUCGUCGCCAAAAUUGAUUAUUCCUCCAAUGACGGUGUUUUGUAAGUCCUUUGGGUAUUUUCUUAGGCGUUGCACCACAUGCCCUGUCACCAAAGUAAAUGGUUUGUUCGGUUAGCUGAAAUGUAUUAUCUUUAUCAAUUACCUCAAUUUUUUCAUGUUGUGCAUGAAUUUGAGUGAAUAAAUGUGUUGACUUGACUUGACUUGUUAGCGCAGUGAUUAGCGCAUUCGCUUCUCACCUGGGCGACCCGGGUUUGAUCCCCGGCCUGUGCUAAUGUGAGUUUGGUAUGUGGUCACCAAGCCGGACAUGUGGGUGCUCUCCGUGUACUCUAGUUUCUCCCAAAAUACAAGACCACACUCUCGCGUAAAAUCGUGUUAGAGUGAUUAAUAUAAUGUUUUUAUACUGCAACAUCUCAAUCUACUGUAUUCCGAUAUGCAAUAGUUAGGGAUAGUUUGUUUACAAAGUUGCAAUUUAAAAUGUGUUUGAUAAUGACCUAAAAAUGGCUUAAAACAAUAUAAUUAAGGGCUCAAAUACAUUGAAAAUGUACAUCGAAUUUUUGUUUUAUCGGAAGCGUAUGUACAGUCAACUUUUCAAUUGUAUAUUCACUGAUGUUUUAGGAAAUACCCCACAAUGCCAUAUGACCUGAAGUGGUGUGUUAUAUUUCUUUCGCUUUUGAUGUGUUUUAUUGAAUACAUCUAAUAGUGUUUACUUGCGACAACAAUGUCGUUGUGAAAAUUGCAAGCAGCACUCACCAGUUUUUAUGACGUCAGCGGUCCAUAUUAUAUGAAGUUAGCGGUCCAUGUUAUGUUUUUGGCGGGGUCCGGACCGACUAAAAACAUGAUUUAGACCGCUGACGUCAUACAAACUGUUUUUUUUAUUCAAAUACAUUGAUAUACGGACCGCUUUAAAGCUUUUAAAUUUAUACACAAAGAAGGGACACAUUAAUGUACGGUACAAUAUACAUAAAUAAAUCACAGCGUUUACAGAUAAUAUCUUACAGUUCAUGUUGAUACUCUAAUACUGAAAAAUGCUGUUAUGCCAAAAAAGAUAGUGCUUGAAGUUGUUGUUUGUCAAAACCAUAAUGCUGCCCGUCCUUUUUAAAGAUCAUACAUGUAGACAUUUACUUGAUAUUAAUUUAUGUCACGCUCAUGUUUAUGUUGAUCAAUCCAUUUUUAUACACUUUUGUUCGUAGAUGAAAACUGGGUCGCAUUCAAAUGAAAUAAAUGUAAAAUAAAUAUAUGUAUUCAAUUGUGUUUACAUUAAAGCUGCACUCUCACAGAUUGAUCGUUUUGACAACUUGUUUCGUCUUUGAAUGAGCCAAUGCGUUCGUUAAUCUCUGGAAACCAGUAAUAUAAGACUGCUGAUUAAAGAUCAGAUCGCAGUUUAUCCAAUUGACGUUAAACAAAAUUCAUGUGUUUUAUGGCUAAAAGAGUAUCUAAUAGAAAAAUGAAAGUUUCGGCAGUUUACCAAACAAUUGAGGUCUGUUCGAUUGUGAGGUGUCGAAUAUGAUUGAAAUGACAACAUUGAUGCCAAAAUAAGCUGAUUAUGAGACAAAAAAUAAAAAGCGUCAAAACUGACAAUAUUUGUGAGAGUGAAACUUUAAGUAGCUCCUUACUAUUCACAUACUGCAAAACCAUUCGAAUUUGCUUCUCGCGUUGCAAUGCACUAUUUCAGUACACAUCGUUUAUUCCUCGGACGAAUUUUGGAUAUUGCUUACCAAUCCGACUGUGUGACACUUCCGGAUACUCGGAGGACUUCGGACCUGAUGCAAUCGAGUGCAACUACAUACUGGAUGGCCACAUUAAAGAGAAUUUUAAGUUUUCCGACCGGGAGCACAUCCAGACGGACUCUGGUGACUUUGUUGUGAGCCCAAAGCCGGGGGACAAAGUCAGAUGUGGAGUGUUUGUGAUUGCAGCAGCAGAUCUAGAAGAUGACAGACGUGGAAUAUUUAAGAAAAUUGUCAGUCAAAAGGAACUGAUGGAAGAGAAAGGGAUUCCAAGCGUCGUCGUUCUUACAAAAGUGGACAAAUUGUGCAAAGAUGCUUCCCGUGUAUACAAGAACAGUGAUGUGAAAGAGGCUGUGGACACUGCUUCGUCUUUGCUCGGCAUAUCUCGUAACAAUAUAUUCCCAUUGAAAAACUACGAAGACGAAGUAGAAAUUGACGAGGUCGUUAAUAAUAUGGCGUUCAUCAUACUGAAACACAUCAUUUAUCGCGCACUGGAUGGAAUGGAGCCUGUCGGCGACCAGUGUACCCACACUGCUGCUUUGGAAACGACUGAAUCUGAUGUACUUUAAACACUCGUUACAUGCAAAUUUGUAAAAAAGCAUGACUAUGUGCAGUUAUAUUAUAGUUUCUGUAUGUAGUAAGAAUGGCAGCGAGUACAUAUAUUGAUUACAGUGCCGUGCCAUAAAUGACCCUUUUUAUCGUGUU
Mya arenaria is the source of this 3580-nucleotide messenger RNA. Its product is annotated as interferon-induced protein 44-like. The transcript is spliced from 3 exons. Bases 2695 to 3444 code for a protein of 249 amino acids. The record is from RefSeq and is a predicted model, not a curated record. NCBI's taxonomy places the organism in Eukaryota, Metazoa, Mollusca, Bivalvia, Myida, Myidae.